This is a messenger RNA of Acanthopagrus latus (yellowfin seabream), 3325 nucleotides long. RefSeq names its product pantothenate kinase 2 (gene pank2). Gene Ontology annotation, cellular component: nucleus; cytosol. Gene Ontology annotation, biological process: coenzyme A biosynthetic process. Lineage: Eukaryota; Metazoa; Chordata; Actinopteri; Spariformes; Sparidae. The coding region runs from base 184 to 1482 and encodes 432 amino acids. The transcript has 7 exons. Gene Ontology annotation, molecular function: pantothenate kinase activity; ATP binding. The record is from RefSeq and is a predicted model, not a curated record.
CCUCAGCCCUGACAGCGAACAUAAAAAGGACAUGUACCCCGGCAGUGUGACGAGACAGCUACUUAGCUAGCUAAUUAGCUAGCUCGUACAGCCGCGGACUUCAUUGUCCACAGAGAUUAUUGACGUCCAAUAGUUUAAUUGAUCAUAAACUGCAGCAUAUAUGUAGCUGAUUGGUCAUUUUAAAUGGCGUUCAAUGGCCACCAGCGCGAGGAUGAAGGUAUCGACGAGGACGAAACGCCCACGAAGCAGCCGCGCUCCGAGAAGGAGAUGCCCGGUUGUUUCAAGACCGAGCCCCACAAUGAGGCGUCCGGCUCGGCCGGAAGAUCCACAUCCGAGCGGCGGACCUCCAACUCGACGAUGAGACAUCGGGCCGACUCGGUGAAGAAAACGAGGCCGCCAUUUCCCUGGUUUGGCAUGGACAUCGGCGGCACCCUGGUGAAGCUGGUGUACUUUGAGCCCAAAGACAUCACGGCAGAGGAGGAGCAGGAGGAGGUGGAGAACCUGAAGAGCAUCCGCCGCUACCUCACCUCCAACACCGCCUAUGGUAAGACGGGCAUCAGGGACGUGCACCUGGAGCUGCAGGACCUGACGCUGUGCGGCAGGACGGGCAACCUGCACUUCAUCCGCUUCCCCACACACGACCUGCCCGCCUUCCUGCAGAUGGGCCGCAACAAGCACUUCUCCAGCCUCCACACCACCCUCUGCGCCACGGGAGGGGGGGCGUACAAGUUUGAGUCUGAUUUCCGCACGAUGGCGGACCUGCAGCUCCACAAGCUGGAUGAGCUGGACUGUCUGAUCCGGGGGGUGCUGUACAUCGACUCGGUGAUGUCCAGCGGACCCUCGGAGUGCUACUACUUUGAAAACCCCACUGACCCGGAUCAUUGCGUCCAGAAGCCCUACACACUAGAGAACCCCUAUCCUCUGCUGCUGGUCAACAUUGGGUCUGGGGUCAGCAUCCUGGCCGUCUACUCUGAGAGCAACUACAAACGAGUUACAGGGACCAGCCUCGGUGGUGGGACCUUCCUGGGCCUGUGCUGCCUGCUGACCGGCUGCUCUACUUUCGAGGAAGCUCUAGAAAUGGCUUCUCAGGGGGAGAGCACCCGAGUGGACAAGCUGGUUCGGGACAUCUACGGAGGAGACUAUGAGAGGUUUGGACUGCCAGGCUGGGCUGUAGCCUCAAGUUUUGGCAACAUGAUGUCCAAAGACAAGAGGGAGUCAGUGUCCAAAGAGGACCUGGCCAGAGCAACGCUGGUCACCAUCACCAACAACAUCGGCUCCAUCACCAGGAUGUGUGCUCUCAAUGAGAACAUAGAGAGGGUGGUGUUCGUGGGAAACUUCCUCAGAGUGAACACCCUCUCCAUGAAGCUGUUGGCCUACGCCAUGGACUACUGGUCUAAAGGACAGCUCAAGGCUCUCUUCCUACGACACGAGGGAUACUUCGGAGCUGUUGGAGCCUUGUUGGAGCUCCUGCAUCCGUCCUAGUCCGUCCCAAACUGCAUCCAAAGAAGAACUUCAUGUCAAUCUGCUGCAAAGACCAUGAGCACUUUAACCUUUUCAGAGUGGCAGUGGGAUGUUACGCCAGCCGUUAGACAGUUAACUGUUACAUUUUUGGUUGCGGCAGGUAAAAUGUCAAACAUUUUCGGGACACUGUUGUGUUCUCUGGCUUCUACAUGUUGAUGCACAUCUGCUGUCGUGGUCAGUAGAUAGAAGUCUUUCUCCUGCCCUGACAAAAGAGUCACUGUCUGCAGGACUUUAAAGAAACUAGUUCAGUCUAAAAAACAUCUCAAGGAAGUUCACCACAGCUGCCUGAAAUACUGUCGGUUAAAAAAAAAAAGUACUCGCUAUUACGUAUUCUUGUCUUGUGGACUCAACGAAUCCUCCAGUUGGGAUCAGGUCCUGGGCCCAAUAUUAGCAAGUACUUUUUAUGGUUUAUUUUAAUUCCUCGUAGACACCAGGUGGAUGGGAGUCACUUCAGUUCUCUGUUGAUAUCCUUUGUGCUACACGUAGAUACCUGUAGCUUUAAAUCAAACAUCACUGGCUUUUAAAAGUCAUGGAUGAUAUCUUUAUUGGUGACUUUGCUAUCAGCUGUUAAUUAUUCUGUCAGGUGAGAUACUGUCCUACUGCUCCUAUUCACCUGGUGGUCUUAAUAAGCCUAAACAAAACACUGGGAAUCAUUUACAGCCACUUAUUUUUUUUAUUAUUUGUGAGCAUUUACUCGUCACCAACAGUUUUCCCGUCACUGGAUGUUGACUAACAUUAAAACUUGUGUGUCCGUGUCUUUCAAAUGACGAAAGUCACAUUUCAUUGUAUUCUUUAAUAGCAACAUUAACUUUUACCGUUAUAUAUGGUCAGUUGUGAAGAUUGUUUCUGCCUCUUUCAGUGAUAAAUGUUCUGUUACAGUAGUUUUCCUUAUUUAAAAUCAACGUUUGUAAAGUUUAUCACCUCGUGUUUUUGCUCUAAGCUGUCAGGAUGUCAGGAAAUCGACAAUCAGUGUUGGGGGUUAGUGACAGAAACUAAACAGCCCCUUUUCCCAAACCUCUGCCCUGCUGAAGUGCCCUUGAGCCACUGCAUCCCUUUCAUUGUCGAGAGAAAGCAAAACAAGAUGAAAGAGAUUUGAUUAAUGUGAAAAUAGAGGUUACGUUGGGGCAUCGCAUCCCUGGUUUUUGUCCCCGAGUUAAAUAGAAGUUAUUUUGAUGCAGGAGGUCGGUGCAUCCCUCCAGUGGAGGUUUUAAGUCACGUGACCGCAGUUCAUUUCUGUUUUAGAACCAUCUUCUGUAGGCACUGAAAUGAAGUAUGAAUGUAGGUCUCGAUCAUCGUCCCUGCGGUUUUUGCUCUUUAAGAGCAAUUUAGCGACGUUGAAGCUGAAACAUUUUGAACCUUGUGUCUCUGAUGUGCGUGUUAUCAGAGCUGUUACACGUCCCCUCAUUUCAUUUCAUGCUUACCCGUCCUAAUUUUAUCGUAAUCUCUUUGCUCAGUAAUCAGUCCAUUGAUGGAUUACAGGGACCAGAAUGAAUCACAACCUACCUAAUGACGAGAUUUGACUCCCAAAGUUGUUGUAAAGUCGGUGGACACAGUUCUUUCAGCCGUCAGUGUGUAAGUUGUAUUCAGUGAGCUGAUUUUAAAUGAAGUGCCUGUCAUGUUUUUGUGUAAAAUACAUUAAUGUGUCCAGCAGUGUGAUUUUAAAAUGAGACAAACUGAUUCUCAAUGUAAUUCUCAAGGUUUCCCGCUGUUGUCUGCUUCUACUUUGCAAAAAAAAAAAAGUACCUUUUGUAACAGAGUUACAGAUUUCUUAUUGCAUUGUCACGAUUAAAUCGAAUAUUUCAUA